Messenger RNA from Hemicordylus capensis (graceful crag lizard), 8843 nucleotides. RefSeq names its product ADAMTS like 3 (gene ADAMTSL3). Gene Ontology annotation, molecular function: metalloendopeptidase activity. The coding region runs from base 389 to 5740 and encodes 1783 amino acids. Gene Ontology annotation, biological process: extracellular matrix organization. Gene Ontology annotation, cellular component: extracellular matrix. The transcript has 31 exons. The record is from RefSeq and is a predicted model, not a curated record. NCBI's taxonomy places the organism in Eukaryota, Metazoa, Chordata, Lepidosauria, Squamata, Cordylidae.
UGGAAGAACAAGACUUUUUCGCUGCCUGGUGUUGAUCCUGCGACCGUUCCAAGCUUUCUUUGGCCUUUGGGGGAGAGGCAUUCUCGAGCAAAGGGGGAGACGUUCCCCGAGGAGGUGGGUUUGCGCAGGCUCUGGAAGCGGCUUUGGGAGCGGUCUGGGCUUGAUGAUAACAGGCUCAGCCGCAACUUGGAAAAGCGGAGUGUGUGCGGAAAGACCCAGCGUUGCGCACCGGCGCGUCCUAGGAAACAGGCGGUGGAGACAUCGAGUGGAGUCCGCCUUUCUGAACCGGCCCGGCGGCAGCAUCUGUCCUGACUAGCUUUGAUGCCGCCAGCUGGAACCGUGACCCUUUCUCUGAAGAACUCCCACUCGCGGAGGCAGGUGUAGGAGGAUGGCCAGCUCCAGGGCCAGGGGGCUCUUCUGGAAGGUUGCCUGGUUCACCGUCGCCGCCACUGUCUGUGCUCACCUGCAGACACGGGCAGAGCAAUCCCAAGGUGCCUACUUCCUGCCUGAAUUUGCACUUUCUCCGCAAGGAAGUUUCUUGGAAGACACCGCAGGCGAACAGUUCCUUACCUACCGCUACGAUGAUCAGACCUCAAGAAUUGCUCAGUCUGAUGAAGAUAAAGAAGGUGGCUGGGAUGCCUGGGGUGCAUGGAGCGAUUGCUCGCGGACCUGCGGCGGCGGGGCGUCCUACUCCCUGCGGAGGUGUUUGAAUGGCAGGAACUGUGAAGGGAGGAAUAUUCGAUAUAAAACCUGCAGCAAUAAUGACUGCCCUUCGGAUGCUGGUGACUUCCGUGCUCAGCAGUGUUCAGCCCACAAUGACGUCAGGUAUCAAGGACAUCUCUAUGAAUGGAUCCCAGUGUACAAUGAUUCCAGCUCUCCCUGUGCCCUGAAGUGCCAAGCUUUGGGGAAACCUUUGGUAGUGGAGCUGGCACCCAAAGUUCUGGACGGUACUCGUUGCAAUGCCAAAUCACUGGAUAUGUGCAUCAGCGGGAUAUGUCAGGCGGUUGGCUGCGAUCGUCAGCUUGGAAAUCACGCCAAGGAAGACAACUGUGGAGUCUGCGCAGGAGAUGGUUCAACAUGCAGGCUGGUGAGGGGGCAAGCGAAGACGCAUGUUUCCGCAGAAAAAAGGGAGGAAACCGUGAUUGCUGUACCGCAUGGGAGUCGCAGUGCAAGAAUUACUGUGAAAGGACCAGCACACCUUGUGAUUGAAUCAAAGACGUUACAGGGAGACAGCGGAGAACACAGUUUCAGUGGCCCUGGAACAUUUGUCAUUGACAACACGACAGUUGAAUUUCAGAAGGGAGCAGAGAGAGAAACUAUAAAAAUCCAAGGGCCGCUUGGAGCAGAUUUCAUUAUCAAGACCAGGUACACUGCCCCCAAAGACAGCGUGGUGCAGUUCUUUUUCUAUCAACCCAUCAGUCACCAGUGGAGACAGACGGAGUUCUUCCCUUGCACCGUGACGUGCGGAGGAGGUUAUCAGCUGAACUCUGCCGAGUGUGUGGAUAUCCGUUCGAAGCGCGUCGUGCCAGAUCAAUACUGCCAUUACUACCCUGAGAACAAGAAACCGAAGCCUAAGCUGAAGGAAUGUAAUAUGGACCCUUGUCCUUCUAGUGAUGGAUUUAAAGAAAUCAUGCCGUAUGAUCACUUCCAGCCACUUCCUCGCUGGGAACACAACCCGUGGACUGCGUGUUCCGUUUCGUGUGGCGGUGGAAUUCAGAGAAGGAGCUUUGUGUGUGUGGAGGAGACCAUGCAUGGAGAGAUCCUGCAAGUGGAGGAGUGGAAAUGCAUGUAUGCCCCCAAGCCCAAGGUCAUGCAAGCUUGCAAUCUGUUUGAUUGCCCAAAAUGGAUAGCUCUGGAAUGGUCUCAGUGUACGGUGACGUGUGGCCGAGGGUUACGCUACAGAGUGGUGCUGUGCAUUGACCACCGUGGGCAGCACACCGGGGGCUGCAACCCUCAACUCAAGCUGCACAUCAAAGAAGAGUGCAUCGUGGCAGUCCCUUGUUACAAGCCCAGAGAGAAAAACCCUGUCGAAGCCAAGCACCCUUGGUUCAAGCAAGCACACGAAAUGGAGGAGACCAGGGUGGCCUCAGAAGAACCAACGUUUAUACCUGAGCCCUGGUCCCCUUGCAGUGCCUCUUGUGGUCGCGGUGUUCAGGUGCGUGAUGUGAAGUGCCGUAUUUAUCUCGCAUUUACUCAGACUGAGGUGGAGUUGCCAGACGAAGAGUGCGAAGAAUCCAAACCACCCACUGAGCGUAGUUGCUACCUGGAGUCUUGUGAUGGGGACCCUGUCCCAUCCAUCCUGGAAAUGUCUCACACCGAAGAUUCUGAUGUCGUCUAUGACUGGGAAUACAUUGGUUUCACCCCUUGCUCGGCUGCUUGUGUUGGAGGCACUCAAGAAGCGAUUGCAGGAUGCCUCCAUGAGCAGACAAGGCAGACCGUAAACGACAGCCUGUGUGACAGCUCUAAGAAGCCCCCACCCAUGACCCGUGUAUGCAGCACAAGGGUUUGUCCCCCAAGGUGGCAGGUGGGCCACUGGCAACGGUGUUCUGCCACUUGUGGGGUCGGCAUACAGACAAGAGAAGUGCGCUGCCAGCAACCCGGAGGAUCCGCCGUGGCCCUCGGACACUGCAAGGACAAAAAGCCUCACACUCUGCAAGCUUGUAACCAGAUAGACUGCCCCCCGGGUUGGCACGUUGAAGAAUGGCAACAGUGCUCCCAUACUUGUGGCGGAGGCAGCAUGAAUCGCAAAGUGACAUGCAGGCAACUCUUGAUGGAUGGAAGCUUCCUCAAGCUCCCGGAUGAGAAGUGCCAUGCACCCCGACUGGCCACUCAUAAACCCUGUGCCAAAACAGAUUGUCCUCCACAGCUGGUUGUGGGAGACUGGUCAAGGUGCUCUGUAAGUUGCGGUGUUGGGACACAGAGGAGGAAACUCACCUGCCGAAGGCUCACAGCCAAAGGCCAGCAGGUUGCGUUAAACGGAUCGGUCUGCAGCGAUCUCCCAGUGCCUCUGCUUGUAAGGCCUUGCCACAUGAGUGCCUGCAACAAGAUGAAACAAGAAGGAAAACCCAACCUUUUGGGAAAGUAUCCUUCCCAGGGGCCACGGAUUCUCAGCAUCCACAGAGUCUAUAUUCAGACAAGGCAAGAAAAACGUAUCAACUUUACUAUUGGGAGCCGUGCGUAUCUACUUCCAAAAACAUCUGUGGUCAUUAAGUGCCCGGUUCGGAAGUUCCAGAAGUCCCUUAUCCAAUGGGAGAAAGAUGGAGAGCGCCUCCAGGUCUCUAAGCGAAUUGGAGUCACCAAAUCAGGAUCCCUCAAGGUGCAUUCUCUCGAGUCUUCCGAUAUCGGGGUAUACAAGUGUAUUGCGGGUCCAGCACAAGAGACCUUUGUUCUGAAGCUCAUUGGGACAGACAACAGGCUAAUCGAACCCCCUGCUUUUAGGAAGCAUGUGGGUGGGAGCAGCAGCACAGAACACAACGAGGCCAACAGCUUCGGAGCCAAGUGGCAUAAGAUGAGCCAGAUGUGGCAGCUUUGGAACCAGAAAAGUGAGCAGUAUCUGGGCAAUGGGCAAGUUAAUGACCAGCCGUUCUUGCGCCAUCUUGAAUCCCCCACAAGGAAUUCAGCAGAAGGGUACAGCUCUCGUGAAUUCAGAAACAAGCGCCUGGAGGCCGUCGUCCUCUCUGGUGCUUACAGUAUGGAUACAGUACAUUUUGAGGAGCUGAUAAAGAAUUUGAGUCACCUUGUUGAGGCUGGGGAGGUCAACGAUGACUUGGCCUCUCAGCUCGUCUAUCAGUUGAUCGCAGAGUUGUCCAAGCCUCCGCAAGCCGUUUCUGAAAAAGACGAAAAGCUGCCUUCCAAGAAACCUGGAAAAUCUCCAAAUACAGCUGAUAAUCUCAGCACGAAAGCCCAGGACCAUGUGAUGACAAGUCACAAGGGCCCGGUUAUUAUAAGACAAAGAGAAGGACCACAGGUUUAUUCAAACAAAACUGUGACUGUCCGCGUUGGGAAUACCGCUUUUGUGACACAGGACACCCAUGUCAUACAUAUUCUUUGUGAAGCUAUUGGGCCUAGCGACCCUCAGUAUACUUGGACCAAAGACGGAGUGGAGUUAAAGUCCUUUGAGAAAGUGGUUUUGGAAGCUGAUGGCAAAGUCCAGAUUUUGAAUCCCACCAGGAAGGAGAUGGGUGUCUAUCGUUGCAUGGUGGAGAAUGAUUUUGGGUCCGACAUGGAAACUGCUGCAUUGUUUUAUGCAGAAGCUCCCACCAUAGAGUCCUCUGCAAAAAACAUCACACAUUUGGAGCUUGGAAACAUUUCCGUGGCCGUCGGAGGUACAAUCCUGGCAAGAGCUGGAGCAAACCUGACCCUGGAAUGUCCGGUUCAGGGGCUUCCCCAACCAGAUGUCACUUGGAUUCUGAAUGGGAGUUCCCCAAGAAACCAGUUUCCCACCGCGGAGAAUGGCUCCUUACUCCUGAGGAACAUUUCCCAUGAAAAUGCCGGAACGUACAUGUGUACGGCCACCAAUGCUCUUGGAAAAGCUGUAGCCGCUACUGUCCUUCAAGUGGCUGAGCGAAGGGUUCUGGCGUCUAACAAUGGAUCGUCCAGCAACAAUCGGAGGAAGCGCGUCCUCAUGGCAUCUGGAAUUGGCACCAAUCUUAGUGUGGCGCUUGGGGAUCUGCUGAGGAUAGGUUGCCCGGUACAUCCUAGUACAAAGAAUACAAUUCGCUGGUUCUUCAAAAACCAACCUAUUGAAGAAAUUCAAGGCUUCAUUCACAGAAUCCUGGUUGGGGGUCGUAUUCUAGAGGUCAACAUCACCUCUGGCCAGUUUUCCGGGCAAUACAGAUGUUGGGCAUCAUCAACCGUGAAGCCAUUGUCUGUUUGGGUAAAUGUCAAGAAGGAAGGUCAUAGAUGGGAGCUUGGGGAGUGGAAUCCUUGCUCUGCCACUUGUGGGAACUUGGGGAGGCAGUUCCGAAGACUACAGUGUGUGAACGCCAAGGAGCAAAGAGUUAACAAGUCCUUCUGUAAAGAAAGUCAGAAACCAGUUGCCCCUUAUCAGACCUGCAACGUCCGUGAUUGCCCUGGCAGAUGGGCAACAAGCACUUGGUCGGAGUGCUCUGUUUCGUGUGGCAAUGGAUUUCGCCAGCGGCAAAGAAUGUGCAAGCAAGUGAAAGCCAAUGGUACCACUGUAACGCUGCCUCUGGGCGCUUGCAUACAGCAAGAGCGUCCUGUGGACCGGAAACCUUGUUCGGGACAUUCAUGUACAGAAUGGGUUGUUCAUCCGUGGGGUCAGUGUGUCGGCCGCUGCGUUGGACGUGCAGUGGCGCUACAGCACCGUCUCGUUCGGUGUCCGCAUCGGAACAGAUCGGCGGCAGCAAACUCGCUUUGCGAUUCUCAAAAGAGACCGCCCCUUAGAAGAAACUGUCCUUCGGACAAAUGCGAUGUGUUCUGGCGGACAGGUCCCUGGCGGCCUUGCACCGUUGACUGUGGGAGCGGGUUCCAGUCACGACAAGUCGACUGCAUACACAGGAGAAAUAAGAGGCCUGUCGCAGAUCAGUACUGUGCCUGGAGGAAGAGGCCGGUGACCUGGCAGCACUGCAGGGUCACUUCCUGUGGCCAAGGCGAAUGCAAGGAUACGACUCACUACUGUUCCUUUGUCAGGCAUCUAAAAUUAUGCUUGGUAAACCUCUACAAACAAAGGUGUUGCCAGUCAUGCGGAGAAGGUUAUUCUUCUGUGGAAGGUUCAUGAUGCCGCAAUGAGGAUAUCGCAAGAAGAGAGUGUUGUUUCAAUCCAGACUGCUCUGGACGAAAAAGAGACAAAUGAGUUAAAUCACAUGGGAUGGAUGAAAAGCAACAUAUGAAUAUUCCAGACAAGCCGCCCCCCCCCCUUCCUGGUUUCUGCUUCUUUUCUUACAAUGGAAGCCUUAAAGGAUAUUAAGAAGAGAAUAUCAUGGUGUGUUGUCUGUGGAAUAUUACAGCUUUAAGGGCAUCGGGGGAAACUCAUUGGCUAUCAGGUUCCAGAGAAAUCUUCCUACUAUAUAUAGAGUGUCACAAAUGAGUUUACAUGACCUCAUGAAGUAUAAAGGGAUGUAGCAUCCAGUUACCUUUCGCUUGUUUUGUUGCCCUUCUGGUUUCUCUCCUUAAGACAAUACUGAAAAUGCAUCGAAAUUGCAGUCAGUAGCUAUACAUUUUUUUAAAAAAUUUUUUCCAGUGGCUGUAUUUCCUUAACGUCCUAACAGAAAGGGCAUCAACGCAGGCUUUGUUUUAUUAAGAUUAGCUGUCAGAUGGGUCCGUAGUUCAUUUUCCUUCCUCCAUUUAAGUGCAUGCAAUAAAAGGCAAGGUGCGUGCCGUUUGGAUUCUCAGACUUGCCGUGGGAUUGUUUUGGGAUCAAUGAGGUGUCAUUUUUCUGGGGUGGUUCCCAUGCUUCCGCUUCAGUCUCUUUGGAAUCUGAUCAAAGCUGAGGCACAAUUAGUCUAAUAUGAAAUAGGAUUUGAGGUUUCUAUAUGGGAGCUUGGAAUUUGGGUUUUAUGUUUGCGAACUAUUCUCUUCUGCUUGGUCAGAUGGGAAAUGAGCAGAUCUCCAGCCAAAUGUGUCUGUCAGGCUGGAUUGCUCUUGAAGAAAUGCUCUGUACUUUCCCAGUCAUUGGAAAGAAACAAAACAGAAAGAGCUGUUAUAGGUUGAGAAAGACAUGUGUUAAGCAUCAGUUUCAAUUGGUUUUCAUUCAGCCCUACUAUUAUGGAUUUAGACUUCUUGCAUGCUAGCAAGUUCUCAGAACGACAACUUCAAGUAGUUCUUUUCUGCCACACAAAUUUCAUACAUAAAGUCUGACCAAAAAACCACACACCAAAACCCUAUUGGCUUUCAGCUUUUGAGAAAUGCAAACAUUAUGAAUAAAUGCAGCCACAUUUAGAAUAUGUGUACAUUUCUGGUUGCCCCACAGAAGUUAGAUAGUUGCAGAAAAAAGCAUCCAGAGUCAUCAAUGGGUUAGGGUUAGGGUUUUAGGCAAGGGUCUUUCCCAGCCCUACCUGGUGAUGCCACCAGGGACUGAACCCUUAAAGUAAAGCAGAUGCUCUACCACUGAGCUACAUCCUCAUCCCCUAAAGGCAGGGGACAUGGUAGAGGUUUAUAAAAUUAAGUAUGGGAUAGGACAAAGUGGAUGUGGAAACGUUUUCCUCCUCCUUCUGUAAUGCUAGCAUUUGGGGGGUCACCCCAUGAACCCGAUUGGCAAUAGAUUUGGAGGAACAAGAGAAAAUAUGUCUUCAUGAAAGGCAUAAUUCAUUCAUUCCAUUUGACUCCACAUGUUAUGGAAGUUUCCAUUGGCUGAGAUGGCUUUGAAAGGAGGUAAGUGAUGGAAGAGAGGGCUAGGAACAUAGGAGGCUACUUUAUACCGAGUCAAGACAACUGGUCUAUUUUCCCCAUCCCUACCUGGAGAUGCUGCCUGGGAUCUUCUGCACGCAAAGCAGAUGCUCUACCCAUGAGCGAUGGCCCCAUCCCCACCUAUCUCAUCCCUGGCUACCAAUGGCUAUGACUAACUAGCACCUCCCAUCGGCAGAGGUAGGAUUCCACUGAAUGCUAGUUGCUGGGUGGUGCCAACAGCACGAGAAGACUUUGGCUGGAUUGCCCUGCUGCUGUGCUUCUCUGAGCUGUCUGGGUGGUUACUAUAGGAAAAGGAUGCUAGACAAGAUGGACCUUGGGCCAGAUCCAGCAGGGCUCUUCUGAUCCUAUCUUCUGUUGAUGUCGAAGAGGUGUCCUGUCCUGGGGUUUUUCAUUUGCUUGCUUUUCAUCCACAACUCCUGGGCUCUUGCACAAAAUGCCAGAAGGUGUGUUUUGUUGAACUGGACCUCAUGGUAAUAGGCAAUAUCUGAGGUUUUGUUUCUGCCUGUCUGUUAUAAAAAGAUUAGUGUACUGGGGUUUGGUUUUGUCUCACUGACAAUUAAACUUGCGCUACUGUAUAGAAAACCUGGAAUGUUGGAUAACUGUGUCCUUGAAUGACUGCAAGGUAGAGAGGUGGCCAGUCGCAAUCAAAUCAAAGUUAAGCACUUGGGAACAGUUUGCAAUCAGUGGAUUCGAGCGGUAAAGCUUUUCCUGGAUUGUACUACUUCAGACUGCAGGCCGGCUGCAUGCUGUUGGGUGUUUGUGGGGGGUGGGGGGGAAUCCUCCCUGCAGAUAGAAAAAUAGCAUACUAGGGAGAAGAGUAGAAUUUUGCUGCACAGGAUACUAGUUUUCUACAUGCAGGGAACUUUUAACAGAAAAUCCCCCCCCUUCACAAUGCAAGCCUCCCACCUGCAGAGUGAAGUGGAUCAGUCUAGGAAGAGCUUUAUCAGCUGGUUCUGCUGAAUGUAUAAACUGGCCCUUCUGAUCCACACUAGUGUCAAUGGGAGAGUACAGCACAUGCUUAACUCUCAUUUAAUUCAGUGGAUUUUAAAGCGAUUAGCUUUGACUGGAUCAUGGCCUUGGCUUUUAAAUCAGUCAUGGGUCUUGUUUGUUUAUACCAUAUUUUUUUUUAAAUUAAAACACAUGUAAUAUACUUUUGUAUAUAUUUAUUAUCUGAUCUAAAAGUGCAAUAUUUUUGUACAGUGUGUAAUAAAGAUUUUUGAACAUAUUUUUUCUUAUUACUAAAACUGAUUAGUGGUUUUCCUUUGGAUUUGGUAUUCGGACACCAUUAACUGCUAGCACUCUUCUUUUCUUUUGCUAGUACUUGGGUUGCAAAUGCAUGUUCUAGAGAAUUAGAGCUGUGAAUGUUUGUUACAAGCAGUUUGAUUCUGUAGUCUGUUUUAGUGCUACCAUGAUAACAAAAAAUAUUUAUACAUGAACUUAAUUUUGAUAUUGACAAAUAAAUAGUACUUCGGUGA